Molecule: messenger RNA, 1428 nt
Organism: Microstroma glucosiphilum
Lineage: Eukaryota; Fungi; Basidiomycota; Exobasidiomycetes; Microstromatales; Microstromataceae
Product: lipase
Exons: 2
Coding region: 40-1428 (462 amino acids)
Biological process (GO): lipid catabolic process
Molecular function (GO): triacylglycerol lipase activity
Source: RefSeq, a predicted model, not a curated record
CUUCCCUCGGUGCCUUCCUCCUCUUUUACCGUACCCGCUAUGACACCGAGACUCCUGCUCCUCGCCUCUCUCCUCCUUGCGGUCCCUACCUUCACCCUCACCCUGGCUGAGCGAUGGGCCGUACCAGGCUUUCCCAACCCCCUGGUAGACCCCUUCUAUGCCCAACCGAGCGACCUUUCCACCCUCUCACUUGGUCAAGUCAUCGCCACGCGCCGCACCAACUCCACCUUCAUCCCCUCCUCGGACAACCUAGACUAUUCCUACCAAAUCAAAUUCCGCAGUCAAGACUCCCUCUCCCGACCCAUUGCCGCCAUCACUACUGUACUCGUACCGAGGAAGAAGAGUCGCACUUCUAGAGGACAGGCAUCCUUGCUUAGCUUUCAGAAUUUCGAGGAUGCAGUCUCGCUGUCGUGCUCGCCUAGCUGGGCGUAUGUAGCAGGCUCUGGCAGUAGAGCGGCUGGAGCGGCCAAUCUCGAGGCACCAAUUGUCAAUGGAUGGGCGUUGGACCAAGGUCACUACGUUGCAAUCCCUGACCAUCAAGGCCCCACAUCAGCGUUCGUGGCUGGGGUCAACGCCGGGCACAUCAUCUUCGACUCGAUCCGCGCUGCCCUAACUCAUGAGAACCUCUCCCUCACCAAGACUCAAAUCGGCAUGUAUGGAUACAGCGGCGGGGCCAAUGCGGGCGUCUUUGCCUCUUCCCUCGCCGAAGCAUAUGCUCCAGAGCUGAACAUCGUCGGCAAUGCCAUCGGCGGCACGCCCGUCUCUCCAACGGACACAUUCUACAUGCUCAAUCGCGGUCCCUCCUCUGGUCUCGCCGGUGCCGGCUCACUCGGACUCGCUGCCGCCUACCCAGACGUGAAAGCCUUUGUGGAUUCCGCCUUUACACCGCUAGGCAAAACGAUCGCUGCUCGAUUGAGAUCAGACGGGACUUGUGUACCUCAGGUAAAUACCCAAUUCGGCUUCAUCAACUUCUUCCAGCUAGUGUCUCCCCCACGGGAUUACCUUCUAGAGCCUGUCGUGCGCAACGCCAUGGCUCGCGAGACGCUUCUCCAGUCGCAAGCAUCAUACAAGGUACCAGUGCCGAAACAUCCAAUGUACAUCUACCACGCCUUCUUUGAUGAGGUGGUCCCCUUUACCAGCGCCCAGAAGUACGUCAAGCAACAGUGCCAGCGAGGAGCAGAUGUACGAUGGGUCGUCUUCCCUGCUGGACUGCACAUCGGUGUAGAGAUCAUCGGCCUGCCUGCCGCAGUGGAUUUCCUCGACAGGGCAUUCAAGGGGACACUGCACCAGGUAAUUUGCGGGACGGCUGUGCCCGAGAUUAGACUGGGCAGUCGGCGGUCGAUUGCUCUAUUGGGGGAGAAGAGGGUGGCAGCACUCAAGAAGGCUAGUCACAAGGGGACAUGGAGCUCUGAGAUCGGAAUGGAAUGA